Messenger RNA from Pestalotiopsis fici W106-1, 1464 nucleotides. RefSeq lists its product as uncharacterized. Gene Ontology annotation, molecular function: transmembrane transporter activity. Lineage: Eukaryota; Fungi; Ascomycota; Sordariomycetes; Amphisphaeriales; Sporocadaceae. The coding region runs from base 1 to 1464 and encodes 487 amino acids. Gene Ontology annotation, cellular component: membrane. The record is from RefSeq and is a predicted model, not a curated record. The transcript is spliced from 2 exons. Gene Ontology annotation, biological process: transmembrane transport.
AUGGAGCCCCCAGCAACGGACAAGGCCCUCAGCGCGCACGAUGGCGGCGACACGUCUCCGAUCGUCGUGGAAGACGACGACAAUGACAAUGUCGAGCUCACGGGCGCCGAAAAGGCCCUGGAGCGGCGUCUGCGCCUCAAGGUCGACCUGCGCCUGUGCACCAUUGCGGGGAUCCUCUGCUCGCUCAACCUGCUCGACUCGGGCGUCCUGGGCUCGGCCUCGGUCACGUCCAUGAUUGACGACCUGGAGCUGUACGGCAACCGGUACAGCGUCAGCAUCUUUGUCUUUACCAUUGCCUCGAUUGCCCUGCAGCUGCCGUCCACCAUUGCCAUCCGCACCUUUGGACCGAGGCUCUGGCUCGCCGGCAUCACGUUUCUGUUUGGCCUCAUCACCAUGUGCUCGGCCUUUGUGACGACGUGGAAGCAGAUGAUUGCGCUGCGUGUGCUGUUGGGUUUCGCCAUGAGCGGGAUCUAUCCCGGAUUGACGUAUUUGAUCUCGACGUGGUAUCCCCGGAAAGAGCAGCAGACGCGAUUCGCAUUUCUGCAAUCUGGCGAAGUCAUUAUCCUCGCAACUGGCAGCAUUGUCAACUACGGCCUCAACACGCUAGACGGACGUGGAGGAUUGGCCGGCUGGAGGUACAUGUUCCUUGUGCAGGGCCUCAUCAGUAUGGUGAUUGGCGUAAUCACGUACUUUUGGAUGGUCGACUUUCCCGAGCAAGCUCACAAGUCCAUCUGGUUCUUGACAGAGGAAGAGCAGCGCCUGGCAGUGCAACGCAUCAACAGAGACCGCAAGGAUGUGGAAAUUGAGCAAUUUGCUUGGGCCAAGGUGUUGGUGCACGCGAGAGACCCCAAAGUAUACGCCUUUGCUGUCUUGUUCUUCCUCCUCAACCUCGUCUCCACAUCAUUGUCUUAUUUUCUGCCCAUCAUUCUGCAGAGUGGCAUGGGCUUUGACGAAAAUCAGGCAAUCUUGCUCUCUGCGCCGCCAUACUAUUAUGCCGUGAUUCCAGUCAUAUUGUCCUCCAUCGUGGGAGACAAGUUCCGCUUGCGUGGGCCUGUCAUUGUGUUCAAUUGUCUUUGCUUGAUUGCUGGCUUCGUCAUGCUGGGAUUUGCAAGCCAGGUUACUGUACGAUAUGUUGGCUGUUUCCUGGCUACGGGUGCCUACAUAUCCAACUGGGCCGCAUUGAAUGCAUACCAGGCGAACAAUGUUGUUGGGCAAUGGAAGCGCGUCUUCACUGCAGCCGCAGUAACGGCAAUGAACGGAGCCGGAGGCAUUGCCGGUAGCUUCAUUGUUAGGAAUAAUGAAGCACCGCGCUACAUCACGGCCGUGUGGGUUUCCAUCGGCUCGCAUAUCCUCAUGAUCGUACUCGUGGCUGGACUAUCUGUUUUCUUCUUGGCCCAGAACCGGGCCGCACGGGUUGGUAAGCAGACGCUGGAGAACGUGCAAGGCUUCAGAUACACCUUCUAG